AUGAGUGUGGGGCAUGAAAGCUGGAUGGGCUGCGCCCGAUGGUUGCGCGAGCUCAACGUCCUCACAACAGACAAGAACGGAACAGUAAUCGAGUUUGCUUCAAUUUUUCGUGAUGGAAUUCUUCUUUGCCGUCUUGCCAACAUCCUCGUCCCUAAUGCCAUCAACCAGAACUCUCUCAUUAAAGCCACACAACAGUCUCAAUUCACCUGCACCAACAAUAUCAGGCUGUUCGUCGACUUCUGUAAAUCCCAUUUCAAUCUCACAGACUCUCAAGUAUUCGAUCCGGAUAAAUUUUAUCGGAUGGAUGAGUUUCAACAAAUGCUGAAGACCCUCUCAAUUUUGUCAAAUACCGAAGAAUCGAUUAGUAAAGGAGCCCAUCCAUUCCCGGAAAGAGAUACAAGUGUCCAGAGUACAUCGAGCAGUCCGCAAUUUGUAGAUGAUGAGGAUAUUUAUCAGUCUUUGCCCACGAAUAUCGAUUCAGUGAAACCAGAUGAGACGAUUUAUGGGCCAAUUACAAGUGUGGAUCCGGAAGAGAAGCAGAGUGAGCAGGUGUAUGACAAGAUCGUGACGAAUAGGAAGCCGAGUAUGAAUGAAAACGAUCUUCAAAACACACCGACAUUAAAACGAAAUCGAUGUAUUCGAGAGCUGCAUGAAACGGAAGAACGAUACGUGCGGAAAGCGUUAUCCGAGAUUAUCACUUUCUUUUACGAAAAAAUGAUUGGAAUUAUUUCAACCGAGGAUUACAAAAUAAUGUUUGGAAACAUUGAGGAUAUCUAUCGGCUGCACAUUAAUUUUCUGGCUGAUUUGGAGUAUCCCGUAAAGCUGGCGUGUGCUGCUGCUGAUUCGAAAAUUCAACGACCAACAUCACUGAACGGGUCAGAUGUUCCAAAAACGAUUGGAGAGGUUUUCAUCAAAUAUCGAGACCAGUUUCUAUUAUACGGAAAAUACUGCAGCAACCUGACGGAUAGUCGUAAACUAGUGACAGAGCUCAUUCAGAACAAUGAAUUUGUCGCCAAGACCAUUGAUGAGCUGGCUCGUGAAGCACAAUGCAAGUUUGGGCUCAACGACCUUCUGUGUGUCCCGUUCCAGCGCAUCACCAAGUAUCCAUUGCUCCUGAGGGAACUUCUGAAGAAAACCGAUGUGAAUAGUCCGGAUCUAAAAUCGCUGUCUGAAGCAGUCGAUGUCAUGGAGGACGUUUGCGCCUAUAUCAAUGAAGAUACAAGAGAUAUGGAAUCUAAAAUGACGAUGAUAGGAUUGAAACAACUCCAUGACUAUGGAAGAGUGAAUUUUGAUGGAGAAGUCAAAAUGGCAGAAUCUACAGCAACAAGCUAUGGAAAGGCCAAACCGAGAUUCAUUUUUCUGUUUGAUAAGGUUAUUGUGGUGUGCAAGCCAACCAGUAAACUGUCCCCCAAAGACAAGACUACUGGAUUGUCUACAAAGACAAAUACGUUCACAUAUAAAAAUGCCUACGUCAUGUCUGAGCUACACAUUGAUCAAAAUGUUUCUAUUGACACCAAGUCAGGAGGAACCAUCACCAGGAGGACCCAAUUCGUGAUUCACAUGCAUCGAGAUCGGACGGAUUCCAAUGAAAUUACACAACUAACGUUCUUCUUUAAAAACGAAGUCAAUCGGCAGAACUGGAUGAAAGCCUUGUUGCUGUCAAAAUCAAAUGUGUGUCCAACCGACGCGCUACGCGACAGCAAUCACAAGGUCUCUUUUAGCACCUUCCGUGUAGAUGUGGAGAAGCCGCUGGUAUGUGGAGUGUGCGAAAGGUUAAUGAAAGGACGACUGUAUCAAGGAUACAAAUGCGAAGCUUGUGAAAUGAUCAUGCACAAAGACUGCCUCGGGCUCAAGAAGUGUGAACCAACCAGGAGGUCUUCACAUGAGCCGAGAAGCUCACAUAGCUUCAAUUCGAAUAGGCCAAGGCAUCAUCAAGUUUGUGAAGGAGACAUCGUGACUGCGAACACCAAUUUCACACCAUCCGACCUAUCAUUCCUUCAAUUCUCCAAGGGAGACAGUAUUGAGAUUAUAAAGAUGCAAGGGCAUAAUCGGUUCACCGGGUGUCUCGCCAACAAUCGGAAUCGGACAGGACUGGUUCAUCUGGAUCAAAUCAUGCGGUCGCGGACAACAUCUAUGAUUGGCCUCAGUCCCAUGGAUUCUCCAGCUGGUUCUAUCAUCCCUCGUAUCGCGAGAAACGAAUCCACUGUCCUGCCCAAGAAGGUGUUAUCUGAUCCUAGUGCGAGAAGUUCGAGCGUUCCUGAUCCUCAGUCGUCGAGAUCUUCGCGAAACUCGUCUUCAUCAAAUCUUAUUGGCACUGAAAAUGGGCGGCAACAAGAUUAUGUUAACACAGAGAUCAGGGGUUUCAGAUGGUAUAUGGGCGAGAUGGAAAGAGCAAAAGCUGAGAGCACUUUACGCGGAACGCCGAACGGAACCUUCUUGGUGAGGUACAGCACUAAUCGGAAGCAGACUGCUAUUAGCUUGAGCUACAAGAACGACGUCAAACACAUGAUCAUUGAGAAGAAUCCAGAUGGAAAAAUGUAUUUAGAUGAAGAUUAUGUCUUCAAUUCGACUGUGGAACUCGUGCAAUACUACAGGGAUCAUAACCUGAUUGAGAUCUUCCAAGCACUCGACACCUGUCUCAAAACACCGUAUUCUCAAUGCAAAGUCUACAAAGCCAUUCAUGACUACGACCCUCCCCAGCCCAAUAGUGACGGAAAGUUUCUCACAUUUAAAAUGGGCGAUAUCAUAGUAUUACUGGAUACGGUGGGUGAGGACCGCGGAUGGUGGAAGGGACAAGUUAACAACAAGACUGGAUUCUUUCCACUCACCUACGUCAAACCAUUAGGUCCUUUACCGUGUGAAGAGAUUGAAGAUCAUUUGCCACCAUCUUCGUCGAAUAGCGCCAUAUCAUUGUGA
Molecule: messenger RNA, 2916 nt
Organism: Caenorhabditis briggsae
Lineage: Eukaryota; Metazoa; Nematoda; Chromadorea; Rhabditida; Rhabditidae
Gene: Cbr-vav-1
Product: Protein CBR-VAV-1
Exons: 17
Coding region: 1-2916 (971 amino acids)
Biological process (GO): intracellular signal transduction; regulation of GTPase activity; cell migration
Cellular component (GO): cytoplasm
Molecular function (GO): guanyl-nucleotide exchange factor activity; protein binding
Source: RefSeq, a predicted model, not a curated record